GUGCACGCUUACAUCAUCAGCUACCUGAAGAAAGAGAUGCCCUCGGUGUUCGGGAAGGAAAACAAAAAGAAGCAGCUGAUCCUCAAGCUGCCUGUCAUCUUUGCCAAGAUCCAGCUGGAGCAUCACAUCUCCCCUGGGGACUUCCCCGACUGCCAAAAGAUGCAGGAGCUGUUGAUGGCCCAUGACUUCACCAAGUUCCACUCGCUGAAGCCCAAGCUGCUUGAGCCUCUGGACGAGAUGCUGACCCACGACAUCGCCAAGCUCAUGCCGCUGCUUCGGCAGGAGGAGCUGGAGAGCGUGGAGGCCGGCGGGCCGGGCGGGGGGCAGUCUCUUAAGUCACUCAUUCUGCAGUCCAGCAUGGUCCAUGAACUUGUGGUCCUCCUGCUUUGGCACCUCUUCAAUAGACAGGGUUAG
This is a messenger RNA of Cricetulus griseus (Chinese hamster), 414 nucleotides long. The record is from RefSeq and is a predicted model, not a curated record. Lineage: Eukaryota; Metazoa; Chordata; Mammalia; Rodentia; Cricetidae.